This is a messenger RNA of Puntigrus tetrazona (Sumatra barb), 6035 nucleotides long. RefSeq names its product SHC (Src homology 2 domain containing) transforming protein 2 (gene shc2). Gene Ontology annotation, molecular function: receptor tyrosine kinase binding. Gene Ontology annotation, biological process: cell surface receptor protein tyrosine kinase signaling pathway; intracellular signal transduction. Gene Ontology annotation, cellular component: plasma membrane. Bases 2250 to 4280 code for a protein of 676 amino acids. The transcript has 14 exons. Lineage: Eukaryota; Metazoa; Chordata; Actinopteri; Cypriniformes; Cyprinidae. The record is from RefSeq and is a predicted model, not a curated record.
UGCGUUUGUGCGUGUUUUAAUGCUGUGCUAUAACAGUCUGUUAGAAUGAAAAUAUACGCUUUGUGCUCUCAGACGUGCUAAAUGGCAUUCAAGAUCAGAUUCAUGCCACCUUUCCGGAACUCUUAGCAGCACAAGCUAUUAGCAUCAUCGUUUUGAUAUUAGAAAGCGCUUAAGUUUAUAGUGUUUAAGCAUUUUGCAACUUCGCAAAUAUUGACGAUUGUAUAUGCAUUAGACCAGAAAACCGGUAACGUGAUUGGGCAUGUCAGGGUAGGAGGUGUGUGUGUGUGUUACUGGUGUGGUUGGAGUGGUUUCUCUCACUCUUUGAGCUCAAACUUCACAUCUCUUGACUCUUACAGGCUUUUACUCUUCCCCUACAUACAAAUAAAUAGGUUUACAUGCUUGUUUUGUGGCUUGAUAUAGAGCUGGCAUUACAAUCUGCAGCAGACAGCACUAGAUUUGUAACAAAGAUAUUGAUCCAUACCGUGACCCUGCGCAUGCACUCUCGCUAAUUACAAAUGGUCGCGGUGACCCCGUUCUUGAAGCUAAAAUUACCCCAGCUCGUCUUGUAUUGUAUGUAACAAAUGGAAAAAACUAAAUCUGCACAGCACCUCUAAGAGGUCACGCGAGAGCUGUUGAAAUUAGGAAAGUGUAACGCUUGAAAAAAGGCACUUGUGAGUCACGAAGCAAGCAUGAGGCUUUGUCAACGCCACAAAACUGAGGUUUCCACCAAAAUAGUCUGUACACAUAGGCAGUGCUAACGGAAUAUAAUGUAUUUUAAUGCUUCCUGUUUAUUUGGCCUUGUUGAGUCUUUGCAUUUACUUUUGGGCAGUUGUGGAAAAAAAAAACGUGACGUCAGAGCAAAAGGAAGAGACUAUUUGUCAAACAUGCGCAGGGUCUUGCGCAAGUCCUGUGAAUUUGACUACUCUGAUGUUUUCCUGACUUCGACAGCGAGAGAGAGCUCAGAGAGGGUCUCUGCAAUUGUUUUAUGAUCCGUACUGCAGCAAUAUGAAGAACUCUGUGUGAAUAAAUGAAGAAGCCAGUAAUGCUGUUGUUGUGAGGUAUUUAAAAAGUUAAUUUAUUCUGUUAAUGGAUGUAAAUGAUGCUUUGACAUCCUCCUUUAAGUCCUCAUGAAUGUCUUUAUGAUCUUUAUUUUCCUCUUUAAUUAAUCAUUGGUGUCUAUAAAUCUUAAAGAACACUAUCAUUAAAAUUUUUCUUAUUGAUCUCAACUGUACAAAAGUGUAAUCUCAAAAAUCCCAAGUGUACAUCCUUAUCGGUAACAUGCUAUUUCACGUUUUUAAAGAGAGUUCACCCAGAAAUGAACCUUUAUUAAUUCACUCUCGCAUAUUUAUUUCUUUUGUGGAAGACAAGAGAUAUUUCAAAGAAUUUAAGAGCACAACUUUGGACCCUACUGACUUUUAAUAUAUAAAAAUUGGUGAACUGUCCCUUUAAGCUCUUUAAAAACAUGUGUACCUGUAAAACAUCCACUAUAAACGUAGCAAGUUAUAAGCGAUGGCUAGAGAUUGCUGCCAGACAAUGUAGCUAAAAUAUUCACCAGGAGAAAAUAUCAGAGCUAUACUAUCAAGACAAACCUCUGUCUCAUGGUGUAAUCAGUGAGUUGUGAAAUUCAAGCUCUACUAGCCUCAGCGAACACAAUAUUUUAGAUUCACACCAAUAUUUGAAUACUGGGCUAUUUGUGGGGAUGCUAAAAAAUAGUUUUGAUAGCACCACAUUGUCUACACCUUACAGAAGAGUUUCCCUGCUGGGAUAGGAGAAAGUAUGCACAACAUGCAUCGCCUUUAGGUGCUAAAGCUAGCUGUGGGACUGAAUGGGGCUGUGUGUAUCAGAUUGUGUGUAGGUUAAUAAGUGCAAGAUGCUGUAAGGAGGUACUCAGGCAGAUGUGCAUUAGCUAAUGUUGCUUGGACGCAGCUGGGUUGGGCAGGGCUAAUAGACGGACCAUAACACUAUGACAUCAUCAAGAGAGUGGGGGGAAGCUGGGCUGAGAGAGAGGGAUGGAGGGGGGAUGAAAAGGAAAGAGGGAGGGAUUAAGCAAGCCACAGUAAGGGACAGAGCAACUGUCAGAAAGCAGAGAGAGACAGAGAGGACGCAGGGCUAGGCUCAGUCCGCACAGAAGCUUGCAGAUUUCUCCUUUGCUGCCACUGCAUCUUUCCUUUUCCCUUUCCCUAGCCAUCCCCCUUCCCUUCCCUCUCCCCCUCCCACUGUCCUCUCCGCUCUGGACCGCUCCACCGGGCAUGCUACUUAAGCCAAAGUAUGGCCGCUUCCGGAACGACUCUGUGACCUCCUCCGACGACCUGAUGCAGAGCCUAGCCAUGAGCGGGAAGGUGGUGGCCACUCCGGUGGCCUCCUCGUCCACGCCUGGCUUGGAGCUGCCACCCCUGGAGACCGCUGCCCUUCCUCCGCCUUCGGCCCAGGUGCUUGCCGACUCGCCCGGGCUGGACGGAGAGCAGGACGGCACCACCACCUUCUGCAUGCUCAUUCCCAAGAUGCCCCAGUGGAAGUUCUCCAAUUCGUUGCUCAGCCGCAGCCCGUCCAAUAGCAGCUCCAGCUCCAAUUCCAGCAAGGAUUCUGGCAGGGCGCCUCCGACCGAUAGUUCCCCUGCUGGGGGGGCGACUGCCGCCGGUGGUCCUGUGGCUAGUCUUGCAGCUGUGUUCAACUCCUGUGACCCUGUUUGUGUGGGCCCAUGUUCCCUGCAGGCCUCCAGGAGGCAGAGGGCCAGUCCGAGAGAGUCCAGCGCUGGGGCCGCAGAGGGGAGUCCAGGGGGCUCUGGGAACUUCAGGAUGAGCCGGAGGACCAGGGUGGAGGGAAUGUGGCUGGGAGAUAACUUCACCCAGAAGGGCAGCUUCAUCAACAAGCCCUCGCAGGGGUGGCUGCACCCAGACAAAAAGAUCAACGGUACGGGAGCUUCGUACAUCGUCAGGUACAUGGGCUGCAUUGAGGUUCUGAAAUCGAUGAGAUCUCUGGACUUCAGUACUAGGACACAGGUCACAAGGGAGGCCAUCAACAGGUUAUGUGAAGCUGUACCUGGAGGAAAAGCUGCCUGGAAGAAGAAAACCACCAAUAAAACCCUCCAGUCUAUCAUGGGGAAGAGCAACCUACGUUUUGCUGGAAUGAGCAUCGGCGUCAACAUCUCCAUUGAUGGCUUGAGUCUCCUCGUCCCCACCACAAGACAGGUGAUUGCCCAUCACCCCAUGCAGUCCAUAUCUUUCGCCUCUGGUGGAGACUCGGAUACACCCGAUUAUGUUGCUUACGUAGCCAAAGACCCCGUCAAUCAAAGAGCGUGUCACAUCCUGGAGUGCUGUGACGGUCUGGCUCAGAAUGUGAUCAGUACCAUCGGCCAGGCCUUCGAACUGCAGUUCAAACAGUACCUUCACAGCCCGCCCAAAGCCAUCCCCACCAUGGAUAGGAUCAUACGAACAGAAGAGUCGGCGUGGGGUGAAGAUGAGGAGUCUUCUGAGCACGAUUACUACAACAGCAUCCCAGGAAAGGAGCCUCCUGUGGGGGGAGUGGUGGACUCUAGGCUCAGGCCUCCUCCGGGCCUACUGGGUCACGUCCAUACGCAACCACAGAGCAAAACCUCUCAGAUGGGGUCACCGGCCAAAAGAGAUGCAGGCAGCCUCCCUUCCGCCCACUUGUGUUAUGAAGUACACUGGGACACGGAAAACAGCAGCAGCUCAACUUUGACUUCCGAUGGUUACCUCCGAGCAGACGGUCAUCCCACAGGCAGCCGAGAUUACGAGGAACAUCUGUAUGUAAACACCCAGAAUCUGGACAACAUGGAGGCCUCAAUGGACGGCCGAGGAGGACGCAGAUCUGAGAGUCCAAAGAAAGACAUUUUUGAUAUGAGGCCAUUUGAGGACGCACUGCGUCUACACGAGGCUGGAGGAGUUUGUGUGUUGGAGGACAAGUGGCCGAGUCCCCCGCGGCGCCGGGCCCCCGUCGCCCCCACGGAGGACCAGCUGAGGCGGGAGAUGUGGUACCACGGCCGCAUGAGCCGCAGGGACGCAGAGAACCUGCUGGGGCGAGAUGGAGAUUUCCUGGUGCGGGACAGCGCCACUAACCCGGGCCAGUAUGUGCUGACGGGGAUGCAGUGUGGGCUUCCCAAACAUCUGCUAUUGGUGGAUCCUGAAGGAGUGGUUCGGACUAAAGACAUGCUUUUUGAGAGCAUCAGCCACCUGAUCAACUACCACCUGACCAACAAGCUGCCGAUUGUUGCAGCAGAGAGCGAGCUACACCUCCAGCAGGUGGUCUGCAGAAAGAAAUGACUUUCAUGUUGAAGCCCAUAUAGAGUAUAUGGGUGGAAGGCCGUCCCCUGUGCCGCCAAUCUAGAGGCCCCACACUAUUGCCUUAAACAGACUCUGAGCUUCCACUGGGACUUGUGGGAUAUCGCUGUUCCUUAGGCACCGACCACAAACAGCUUUCGGCAUGUCUUGCUCAAUCCAACCCUUCUUCAGCAGAGAAGACCCCAACUGAGAGUUUGGCAUUGGGAAAUAAAGUGCUCGUGAACACUUUUUCCCAGCAGACUGUUCUUGGCAUUGCCUGUCAGAAAUGUGAACUUGUGUGAAACACAUGAGACAAACCGUCUUCUUCUCUUCCGUGACAUCCAUACGAGCGCUCGUCGUCAGUGGGCUGUUGUUUCUAAAUGUGAUGUAUUCAGUAACCGUGUCUCUGCUCUUCUCUGAUGGUCACCUCUGAGACUCUGGACAUCAUUGUGUUGUGCUUACAAGGGUUUGCUCUCAGGAUGCAGUAUUUGUUAAGGACGUUAUAUAAAGCUCAUAAGCUCAGUCGCUCUAAUGCCGUCGUAUUAAAUGCACAUGUUUAAUUUAUGAACUCAGGACCAAACGAUUGGGUCAUGCUCAUGUGAUAUUGCCCUUUUUUUAAAACCCUAGUGAUUCACAUAUGCGUUAUACUUCACAAAUAUUCCAUUUCUCUGUUGUGUUCAGUCACAAACAGAUAUGUUUUUUUUAAAGGUGCAUUUAGUAGUUUGGUGCUAAUAAAAUCAGUUUGCUCAUUUCACAUAAUUCGGUUCGCCCUGUGUGAAUUUGCAUCUAUUCGCUAUUGUCGGUAAUCAAUUUUACCUAGAACAUUUUGAUGCUAAUUCGCUAAUGCAUCCCUUCGCUAAUUUCGUUCAUCAUUCGCUAAUUGCUCAUCUUUUUGCAUCCUUCACACAAAAUUCUACAGUAUUUUGCCGAAUAGACUCUAAAAUCUGUACAACCGAAUUAAAAAAACGAGCGCAAACAUGGCUGAACGUUUAACAGCAUGUGGCUUUGGUACUUAAAAGUACACAAAAAUCUAGCUAACUACUGAAUGUACCUCACCUUUUUUCUGUUUGUCUGGGCACAAAAAUCAACCACAAACUUUUUUUUUUAAUACAUUUCAAUAAAUAGUUCUUAAUGUCAAACGAUCUUAUUUCAACUUAAAAGCUGCUUUCUGGAGAAUCGUCAUUAACUGAAACCUGCUAAUUAUUCUGGUUAUAUAAAAAGGAGAGUCUGACUCAGUACAGUGUAUAAAGAAUCACGUUAUUUCCCCCACUACCCAAAAAGAAGAUUCCAGUGCCUUAAAAGUAAUUAUGUUUUACUUCAAAAACACCCUUCCACUUACUUAGGGUUUAUGCAUCCUAGUUUCUGUUAUUAAGGUCAACAGCUGAAUGCGUAAUAGCAAAGCAUGCUACUCUUACUAUUUCAGCAAUAUUAGAAUAUGGCAGAAAUAGAAAGAAUAGCUAGGGUUUAUCUAGUUUGCAUAUUUUAAUUAGAAUCAGAUAAUAGAUGCUGUAGCCGCACUAUUUGGCUUCAAAAAGCAUAACAUGAAUCACAGAUAUUUCAGAAAGCAUACUUACAGGGCUCUUGCUUCAGCCUAGCAACAGACAUUGAGAUAAAUGUGAAUUCUAGCAGUUAACUUUCCAGAUAUUCUAGACCUCAUCGCCGCCACCAAAAAACACUUUAUUUUCUCAGGAUGUUGUUUCUGUAUGCUCUGAUCUAAAAGCAUUCUCAAUAAAACUGAACAGGAAGGGAAAAGUUAAA